This is a messenger RNA of Linum tenue, 576 nucleotides long. The record is from the annotation of a GenBank genome assembly. Lineage: Eukaryota; Viridiplantae; Streptophyta; Magnoliopsida; Malpighiales; Linaceae.
AUGGCGGCCAACAACGAACAAGCAUCAACACCUUGUUCCUCCCAGCCUCACUGCAUCGUCAUACCUUUUCCAGCACAAGGCCACAUCAACCCGAUGCUCCAAUUCUCCAAACGCCUCAUCCCACGUGGCGUCCGAGUCACCCUCGUCAACACCCGCUUCAUCUCCAAAACCGUCGCCAACUCCUCCUCCUCCGCCGCCUCCUCCUGCUCUACCACCAUCCACCUCGCCACCAUCUCCGACGGCUUCGACGAAGGUGGACGCGCCGCCGCAGAGUCCAGCGACGCCUACCUCUCCAGCUUCCAGACAGCCGGCUCCCAAACUCUCUCCCAGCUCAUCACCGACCUCGGCGAAACAGAGUGCCCUGCCACCUGCAUAAUUUACGACCCUUUCAUUCCGUGGUGCCUCGGACGUCGCGAAACGGUUCGGGCUGACGGCGGCGGCUAUCAGGGGAAAACGGAAGUUUUUCACCACUGCAGCUGCAAUUCAAAUCUCCAACGGUCAACAAUGGAGCGACGUCGUCUACAAGAGGGAAGGAGACGAUCCAAAGCGACACCGUUCCAUCAUCAGCAGAGUUAA